AUGAAUACAUUUACAAUAAUACUGUUAUACGAAUAUAAAACAUUGAUUUUAUCAAUCAUGGCUAAGGGUCAUAAACAUUUAAAACGCUUAAAAUCUGAAAAAGCUAAAGUGAAAUUGAAAACAAAGAAAGCAAAACAUUUACCAAAAGGAUUAAAUAUUACAGAACCAACAUUUAAAGUUAAAAAAAUUGUAAUACGAGAACAAUUGAAACAGCAUGAUGAGACGGAAAUACUUAGCAAAAGAAAACUUAAUGUUAAGGACUUAUUAUCGCGUUUGCAGCAUCAUAACUCUACAGUUCGGCAAGAUGCUGUAAAAGAACUAAAAGAAAUUUUGUCAGAACACUCUUUAAAAUUAUUAAGUUCACAAUAUGGACCUCUUUUGCAAGGCAUUUGUGCAUUGUCUCUUGAUAGAGAAAGAGAUAUAAGACAUAACUCUUUGAAAGUUUUGAGUUUAAUUCUUGGUCCAGUUUCUAAUGAUGAACUUAAUCCAUACUGUGAUGUACUUAUUUCCUAUUUGAAAUGUUCUAUGACACAUAUAGAUCCUUAUAUUAAAGAAGAUGCUUUACUUUUCUUGGAUGUACUUGUGCAAAAUUGUAGUAAUAUAUUGGCAAAGAACAGUUAUAAAGUGCUGCCAAAUUUUUUAGACAUGAUUUCUAGAUUACAUACAGAAAUGAAGCCAGGAAGGCAAUUAGUAACAACCAUAAAUUCCAAGAAUACUAAUGUUAAAUGGAGGAUUAAAGUAUUAGGAAGACUUGCUGAUAUGUUUAGUUCUAUUGUUACAUAUUUUAAAUCUCAACAGACUAUUAAUUUAGAACAAUGUGCUAAAGUUAUAAAUGUAAAUAAAAAUAUUAUACAUAUUCCUAUUUACAUGAAUACAAACCUUCAGAAUUGUGAAAUUAAUUUUGAAAAAACUGAUAAUUUUGUAAAAGAUGAUAGAGAUAAUACUUUAGAUGCAGAUAAACUUAUGAAAUAUGUAGAAUUAUUAAUGCCACUUAUAUUUGACAGCUGGAUUGAAGUAUGUCCAGAUGAAAAAAAUGUAGAAAACUCUGCACUUUUGAUUUCUACAGAAGCAUUAGAAUUAUUAAAAAGUAUUGUAGAAGUAAUACAAUUAAUAAUUGAAUGCAUAGAUAUAUUACACACAGAAUGUGAUGUCAAUAUGAAAUUUUGGUUUAAAAGUAACUUUCAAAAUCUUUAUGUAAAAAAUUUACUUUCAAAAUUUCCAUACAAUAAAUUAGGUGCAGCUGGAAAUCUUCUUUCUUCAAUAAGAAACAGAAAACGUCAACAAGAUUUUGCUAUAGAUGAGUCAUAUGAUAUUUGUUUAGGGUAUAACUUGAGAAUUUGUCAAAUUUAUGUAUGGUUUACAUCAAUACAGGAUAAUGAUAAAGUUAUGUCUAAAAUAUACAAAAAUUAUUGUAUAUCCAUAAUGAAGUAUUUAAAUGAAAAACUUGAAAACUGGUGUGACAUAAAUAAUAUUGUAUUACCACAAUUGAUUAAACUUCUGAAUACAUUAUUUCUAAAAGCAAGUAAAAUUUGGUAUAAAAAUCAUCUUGACUUGAGUGAAACUUUACAGUUAAUUGUAAAUACAUGUUAUAAUCAGUCAAAAAAAGAAAUGCAGUUACAAUUAUUUCCUCUAAUUAGUGAUAUGAUGUUAGAUCAUACUCUAUAUGAAUUGCAUAGGGAAAGUGCAUUUAAAGAAUUUAUAUCAACUUUACCAAAGCUGUUGUUAAAGCCAAAAAUACAUGAAAAUACAAUACAAAUAAUAAAUAAGAUUGUGCUUCGUUAUAGAGAUUGGAUUCAGAAAGAACUUGAGAUAAAUCACAAAAGCAUUAUAGAGCAUGCUAAAAAAAUUGAAAUUGUCGGAUCCAAAGACGAUAAACAAUCUCGUCUUAUGAUAUGUAAUUUAUUUUAUUUCUUGGAUGCCCAAAUAUUUUAUUAAGCAA
Eufriesea mexicana is the source of this 1939-nucleotide messenger RNA. Its product is annotated as testis-expressed sequence 10 protein homolog. The record is from RefSeq and is a predicted model, not a curated record. The transcript has 6 exons. Lineage: Eukaryota; Metazoa; Arthropoda; Insecta; Hymenoptera; Apidae. The coding region runs from base 1 to 1935 and encodes 644 amino acids. Gene Ontology annotation, cellular component: MLL1 complex; nucleus.